UCUCCGGCGGGCCGCCGAGGGAAGUAGCAAAAUAUUUAGCACAAGUGGAAGUGCCUGCGUUUCCAGCAAAAGAGAUGGCUUGCAUAAUAUCUUCUUGUUCUGCAGCAGCAUCAACUCGGACAAUCGUCUCCGCUGACUCACUCCCAACUCAUUCAAAUCACUCAGUCAAACUCGCUUCAUUUUCAUGGGUCUCUUCAUUUCCUCGCUUAAACAUCUCUGUUGGUAACGGGUCACUCUCAAUCUGUCCCAAUCCCACUCUCAACAAGAAUUCUUUCAUUCAAGCUGCAUGGACCAGGAGAUCUCGGGGUGAAGCUGCAAAGAAACCUAGCCGAAAAUCGUGGAAACAGAGGACAGAUAUGUACAUGAGGCCAUUCUUACUGAACGUUUUUUUCUCAAAGAGAUUUAUCCAUGCGAAAGUCAUGCAUCGAGGAACAAGCAAAGUGGUAUCUGUUGCUACGACAAAUGCCAGAGAUAUAAGAAACAGCAUACCAUCACUGACAGAUCACAAUGCCUGCAGACUUAUAGGAAAGCUUAUCGCUGAGCGAUCAAAGGAAGCUGAUGUAUAUGCUAUAUCUUAUGAACCUAGAAAGAAUGAGCGGAUUGAAGGUAAGCUUGGGAUCGUUCUCGACACAAUUAAGGAAAAUGGGAUUUUAGUUGUCUAAGCUUAUUCCUGAUUUCUGUUGUAAGUUUUUGCUGUUGUAAAUGACACAAAAAAAAAAAAAAAAAAAAAAAAAAA
Molecule: messenger RNA, 736 nt
Organism: Jatropha curcas
Lineage: Eukaryota; Viridiplantae; Streptophyta; Magnoliopsida; Malpighiales; Euphorbiaceae
Product: Ribosomal L18p/L5e family protein
Biological process (GO): translation
Cellular component (GO): ribosome
Molecular function (GO): 5S rRNA binding; structural constituent of ribosome
Source: RefSeq, a predicted model, not a curated record